Messenger RNA from Heterobilharzia americana, 2169 nucleotides. Lineage: Eukaryota; Metazoa; Platyhelminthes; Trematoda; Strigeidida; Schistosomatidae. The record is from the annotation of a GenBank genome assembly.
GAGUCAAAAAUUAGGCCUUAUUGUUCAAAGUGAAAUGCGACACAAUCGUUAUUUUGUUCAACAAAUUCCAGAUCCGAAACUACAUUCGCGUUUCAAAAAUCGGUUAUUAGACAUAGCUGCGUAUUUAGAACGUGGAAACGUUUCAAUGGAGUUUAUAGAAAUGUUCAAUAAUGGUUUAAUGGGUAAUACACUUAGAGAUUCCACUGACUACUGACUAGUGACAAUUUCAGAUCUUUAAGUGAGGGUAUGAAUGCAUUCUAUUUAGCUGAUUUAGUUGUUCGAGAUUUUGGCACACACUGCAUAAAUUCGAUUCAUGUUGGCGCAGUCUUAGCAAAAACCGAUACUUUGGACACAAGUUCAUUCAAUGUUAAGAAAGAGGACAGAUGGCGAUUAGGCACAUCAGCAACAGUUAGUUUUGCGAAUCUUUUCAACUUUAAACUUGAAGGGUCAACUAAAAGUAAUGUAUCCACAGUUGAGAAUUAUGAAAGUACAGUAACCUUCAGUCAAAUUACAACUUAUGGUGGUCCAAUAAUACACAUGUCCAGUGUUAAUUUAUCAUAUUGGGAAGCUGAUUUAGACAACCAAUUAGUUGCUAUCGAUCGAAGUGGACAACUAAUUUAUGAAGUUAUAACAGACAGAUCACUGCCUGAAUUACCCGGUCACAUGAUAUUACGUUUAACUGCCACACUGAAAUCAGCUGUUGAAAGAUAUUACAAGGCUAAUACUGUGGUUGGUUGUAUGAAUCCUUUAUCAGCAUUCUAUGAUAAUGAAGCCAAUGUAGCCUCUACAGAAUGCGAUAUACACAGUAAACAAACAAUGAAUUCAACCUUGUAUCUUGGAGGUGUCUUUCAAAAGUGUGUGGGUCCAGAUGAUUUGUGCAUCAGUGAAGUUAUAGCGAAUCCACUUACUGGUGAUUUAACCUGUCCACAUGGUUAUAUACCUGUACAGUUGUUACCACAACAAGUUAGAAGGUGUUAUAGUGUAUGCAGUGAGAAAUCGUGGUUCAAAAAUCCUGAUUGUACAACUAACUGUGCGAUUACAGAAUCAUAUUGGUGUUCACGUGAUCCAUCAUAUUUCCUACCGGAUAUCAAUGAUAGUGGUUACUUAUUUGGUGGACUGUAUACAGAUAAAGAGGUGAAUAGUUUGACCAAACAGUACAAUUGUCCACAAUAUUAUUGGCCAAUAGCACUUGGUAGACGUAUGCGUAUCUGUCUAUCAAGUGAUAGAGAGUUAGCUGGAAAACAUUCACUACCAUUUGGUGGAUUCUAUAGUUGUUAUUCUGGAAAUCCCUUGACAGAUUUAAUCACUAAUAACCAAACUAGUAGUGGUGAUGGUACAUCAAAAAGUGCAUCUCUACCAGAUUGGUUCAAGAGUCAACAACAGGCAAAGUUUUCACCAAAUAAUAAUUCACAACAGAAACGUCUUUCGACUUCACCAACAUCAAGGGAAGAAAGUAUCAUUCCCUUCAGUGGGAAAUCUACGCAGAAUGAUUAUUCACAAUUAUUUGCAAUCUUCUGGCCAAAAAGAUGUCCAACUGGAUAUACAGCACAUUUAGCUUCUAUGGAAGAUAUAUGUCAAGUUAACUAUUGUGUUCAAGCAAACUUAUUACAAGAACAAAGAAAACGUCAACUGAAGCGACCACCAUUCGUAUUACCAUUCUCAAAGGAUCCACAUUUGUUUAAAUUAGCUGACUCAAACAAUUUCAUUGGCUCAAGUUCAGAUGCAGUACAUGAUGCAAAUGGUAAUAUGAUAAGGAAAAUUAAUGGUCGUUGGGAGGAAACAAAUCAAUUCAAUAAUGAUUAUAAGUAUAAUAGUGGUGAUUCAAAAGAUAAUCAGCAUGCACUCACUGUCACUCUUGCUACUUUACUUCCAAUAAUCACUAUUUUGGUAAUCAUUGUAUCCAUACUUUUGUUCUUUUACGUCCGUCGGCAGAGAUUAACUGCAUAACUAUAUAAAUAAAUAAAUAUAUAUAUACCAGUGUGAAAGCAGAAGAGGGUGUAGCUUGUUUUUAAAUGAACCGGUUAGUCUUGGAUACAAUCAAUAAAUCACGUGAUUCUAUUAUGAACGACAUUCUUUUUUGUGGAGAAAUACUGUGAAGUUUAUUGAACAUAUGAUUUAUUUGAUAGUUUCUGUUCCGUAUUCAAAAUAUAUUUUUUGACCAAAGAAAAA